AUGUUGUCAGCAUUGUCGAUAAAAAGACCGAGAAUAUUGGUGAUCCUAGUUCCAAUAAACUUGAUUCUUAUUAUAUGUUUACUCGGUUAUAUAAAUGAAGUUUCGGUUGAAAGUUACUUGAGGCCAGUUAGUGUCAAGUCAUUGACUAGUAAGUUUGAUUUUAGUUACUUAUCGAAUAAGACUAGUGCUAAUGUUGAUACAUUCAAGCAAUAUGGGUAUCAGAUCAAGCCUAAAAAUGUCAAGUUCCAAUAUUUAAAUUCCAAAAAUAAAGACGGAGAACCAAAGCAGGUAUUAGAUAUGAAUACCGAUACAUAUGAAAAAGUUGUUCAGAAAGAAAUCAAUGAGCCAAAGGAUUACGAUAUCGAAAGCAUAAGACCACCCGAGAACAUAGAUACUUAUGCACGGGCAAAUGCUACAAUAGUUGCUUUGGUUAGAAAUACUGAAAUCACCAAGAUCGGUAGAACAAUUAAAAGAUUUGAAAGCAGCUUUAAUUCUAAAUUCAAUUAUCCUUAUACUUUUAUCAAUGACCAGCCUUUUAGUGAUCGUUUUAAGAAAAGAAUGGCUAAAUUCACAAAAGCUAAAAUUAACUUUGUUACCAUUCCAGCAGAGUUAUGGGAUAAACCUUCAUCAAUUGAUGGAGAGAGAGAAACAGCUGCAAUGGAUGUUAUGAAAGAUCACAAUAUAGCGUACGCCAAAAUGGGAUCCUAUCAUAACAUGUGUCGAUUUUAUCUGGGGAAUUUUUAUAACGUACCAGAAUUAACCAAAUAUAAAUAUUAUUGGCGUAUUGAGCCAGACGUUGAUUUUUAUACUGAUAUUAAAUAUGAUGUGUUCAAAUAUUUGGAAGGAACCGGUAAGAUAUACGGUUUCACUAUCAACCUUUAUGACAUUGACGAAUCUGUGGCCACAUUAUGGCCAGAGACAUUACGUUACUUGAAUUCAGGUGAUAAUUAUAAAUACAUUGAUCCAAAUGGCGCAUUCCAAUGGUUAUUAGAAAAUAAACAAAACCCAAAGAAAAACGUUGUCACUGGAGGUUAUUCAACAUGUCAUUUUUGGUCAAAUUUUGAAAUUGGUGAUAUGGAUUUUUUCAGAGGUGAAGCUUAUAAUAAUUGGUUUAAAUUCUUAGAUUCUACCGGUAAGUUUUAUUAUGAAAGAUGGGGGGACGCACCUGUUCAUUCAAUGGGAUUGGCUUUAUUUGCUGAUCGUGAUAAAAUCCAUUGGUUUAGAGAUAUCGGUUAUAAUCAUGACCCUUACCAUAACUGUCCUAAUUCUCCAAAUACCCAAGGUUGCAAAACUGCUAGUUUCAGUAGAUGGAACCAUUUGAAAGAUCAAAAUUGUAUGGGUACUUGGAUUGAUCAAGCUAUGGACGAUCCCGACAAAAUAUAUUAA
Molecule: messenger RNA, 1386 nt
Organism: Hyphopichia burtonii NRRL Y-1933
Lineage: Eukaryota; Fungi; Ascomycota; Pichiomycetes; Serinales; Debaryomycetaceae
Gene: KTR4
Product: putative mannosyltransferase
Exons: 1
Coding region: 1-1386 (461 amino acids)
Biological process (GO): protein O-linked glycosylation; protein N-linked glycosylation; cell wall mannoprotein biosynthetic process
Cellular component (GO): membrane; Golgi apparatus
Molecular function (GO): alpha-1,2-mannosyltransferase activity
Source: RefSeq, a predicted model, not a curated record